Punica granatum (pomegranate) is the source of this 2658-nucleotide messenger RNA. The record is from RefSeq and is a predicted model, not a curated record. NCBI's taxonomy places the organism in Eukaryota, Viridiplantae, Streptophyta, Magnoliopsida, Myrtales, Lythraceae.
UAACGAGAGUCGCCAAUGUCUCCCACUCUAUAAAAUCCUGACCAGUCAAAAAGUCAACUCGACGAUCCCUGCUUCCCUCUCAUCCUGUCCACGCCUUCUUCCCCGGUAGACCCGAUGAGCACUUCAGGCGUCGGCGUUCCCCGGGCACCUUUGAACGCCAUCGCGGUGGCAGUCAAGGGCGACUUGGGCGGAUUCAGCGCCGGCGGAAAGGCCAGCAGGCGAGCCGUCCGGUGGGCCGCCGAGAAUCUCUUGCCUGCAGCCGACCGCUUGGUCUUAGUCCACGUCAUGCCUAAGAUCACAUCAAUCCCGACACCAUCUGGAGACAGGAUACCAGUGGAGGAAUUGGAUGAGAGUAUGGUGGCCAUGUAUGUGGGAGAGAUGAAACUGAAGUACGAGGAAGUGUUCGUUCCGUUUAAGAAGCUCUGCAAAUCGAGCAAGGUCGAAACUCUGGUGCUAGUAGAUGAUGAGCCUGCUAGUGCACUAAUCAGAUAUGUAUCUGACGCUGGGUUGAGAGGUUUAGUGUUGGGCUCCUGCUCUGCGAAUUUGUUUGCGAGGAAGCAAAGGGUGCCAACUGUACCUGAAAUUGUUCUGAGAUGCGCUCCAGAAACUUGUGAUGUGUAUGUAAUAUCUGGAAAUGACCUUGUCAAUAAGUCAGUGGGUGGCUCUAGGAAUGGAGCUUCCUCUCAAAACCUUGCUACUUUGUCUGAUGAGCAAAUUUCUAGGACUUCUUCUUCUGGAGAGUCUUAUGUACAUGAUACUUCUAAAGCCUCAGCUUUAGCAAAGCUCAGCUAUGUAAAUUCUCGGGCAUCCACACAUACAGAUCACCCACACCGGAAGUCUUUAGAUGAAAACAGGAACCGUUGUAACCUGCAAGGAGAUCUUCAAAUUACAUGUGAUUCCACGUCUUCCUCGAGAUCUGAGCAGUCAGAUGUGCAAGCUGAAAUAGAGCAGCUGAGGCUGGAGCUUCAAGCUACUGUUUCCAUGUAUGAACGCGUUUGUGAAGAGCUAGUCCACACCCAAAACAAGGUCCAGUUGCUUUCUUCGGAAUGCCUUGAAGAAACUCGAAGAGUAAAUGCUGCCAUGGAAAGAGAAGAAACUUUGAGGAAAAAUGCAGCUGAACAGAAAGCUAAACAUUUGCAAGCCUUGAAGGAUGUCGUGAAGGGAAAGUGUUUGUUCGCUAAUGAGGAGUACAAACGGCAGAUUGCUGAAUUGAAUGCCCUCCGGGAAUCCUCAGAGAAACAGAAAAUUGUCAAUGCACUCCUAUUAGGUGAUAGGAGGUGUAAGAGGUACACCAAGUACGAAAUAGAGAUUGCAACAGAUAAUUUUUCUAAAGCUAAAGUGAUUGGUGAAGGAUCAUAUGGAAAAGUAUACAAAUGCAACCUGGAUCAUACUCCUGUAGCUGUUAAGGUUCUUCGUCCUGAUGCAAAUGAAAAGAAAGAGGAAUUUCUCAGAGAGGUUGAAGUUCUGAGCCAACUACGACAUCCGCAUAUGGUUUUGUUACUUGGAACUUGCCCAGAGAGUGGUUGCCUGAUCUAUGAGUACAUGGAGAAUGGAAGCUUGGAGGAGUACAUAUAUCACCAAAAUGGAGGGCCGCCUCUUCCAUGGUCUGCUAGGUUCCACAUAAUCUUUGAAGUUGCCUGUGGACUGGCAUUCCUCCAUAACUCAAAACCCGAACCCAUCAUUCAUCGGGACCUAAAACCUGGAAAUAUCCUAUUAGAUAGGAACUAUGUAAGCAAAAUUGGGGAUGUUGGGCUUGCAAAACUCAUGUCCGACGCAGUUCCUGACAGCAUCACAGUGUACAGAGAUUCCAUGUUAGCUGGUACAAUCUAUUAUAUGGAUCCUGAAUAUCAACAUUCGGGCACGGUUAGACCCAAAUCAGAUCUCUAUGCAUUUGGCAUGAUUAUCCUUCAGUUACUUGUGGGUCGCCACCCUAAGGGGCUCUUAUUGAUGGUAGAAGAAGCCGUCUCGAAAGGCUUUCUCGGUGAUAUUCUUGACAACACUGUGAGAGACUGGCCAGUUCCUGAAACCGAGGAGUUGGCCCAAAUUGCACUUAGUUGUUUGAAGCUUCGUUGUAGGGAUAGACCUGAUCUUGAAAGUGAAGUACUACCAACUCUUAAGAGGCUUGCUGAUUUUGCAAAUUCUAGUCAAAGAUCUGGGACGACUAAUGUGCCAAGUCACUACUUUUGUCCGAUCUUGCAGGAAGUAAUGGAGGACCCGUACAUUGCUGCUGAUGGCUUCACAUAUGAGCACAGAGCGAUAAAGGCGUGGCUUGAAAGGCACAAGGUAUCGCCUGUGACCAAAAGCAGGCUCCCCCAUUCUUUCAUAAUACCAAACCACACAUUGCGUUCUGCCAUACAGGAGUGGAGGUCACGCCUCCCAUUUUGAAGUACAUUGCUUGGGAAAUACCUCACUGUGGCAGUGCAUAUGAAACUUAGCAGGAUAUAUAUUUAUGAAAGAUGGCCUUGAGAAAGAACUGCCUCCUCUAGUCGUAGGAUUGGAUUCGGUUUGAUAAUGAUUCUAUGGUGCAAUCUCUCUUUCCCGUGCUGAGGAACGCUAUUGUAGGCAUAAUGUGUAUAUAAAUUGGUUGAGGAUGGCAUAUUUGCUGUAUAAUGACCAUGCUGCCCUCUGAUUAUUGGUAGUCCCUUUAUUUCUCCUUCU